UGUCAAUUAUAUAUAGAAAAUACACCAGCAGUACGCCCCAAUUCUCUUGAUUCUUAGUUUGGCUUUUUCUGAGGAGGGUGAGGAGAGGUCUGAGGAGUCUUUAUUUAAUAUUUUUUUCUAAACGUUACUAAUAUAUUUUUCUUCGAAAGAAAUUAAAUUUUAUUUCUUGAAUUUCUCCUUGUACUAGUCCCACAAAUGGUGAUGUAUUGGUUUCAUAUAUAUUCAUGAUGUCCUCCAAAAACAAAUUAAAUCUUACAUUGCCUCCCGGUGCUAUUGAUCAGACUCCAAACUUAACACCAACAUCAAACUAUGAAGAACCUAACCCACCUGCUCCAGUUCCAAAUGUUGUCAAAAAUGAUAUAGAUCAUAUAACUGCUCGUCUAGAAGAACUUGAAAUGGAUGACAUUCAAAGAAGACGAAUUGAGGUUUUUCUUUGUCAAAAAGAAAAAAUUUCAGGAGAGUUGUCUGAUGAUGAUUUUGAAAAGCUUGGAGAAUUGGGCGCUGGAAAUGGUGGUGUUGUCAACAAAGUGAGGCACAAAUCAAGUGGUCUUAUUAUGGCAAGAAAAUUGAUUCACUUAGAAGUAAAGCCAGCUAUAAAGAAGCAAAUUAUUAGAGAAUUAAAGAUUCUCCAUGAUUGCAACUUUGCACAUAUUGUUGGCUUUUACGGAGCAUUUUACAGUGAUGGAGAAAUUAGUAUAUGUAUAGAAUAUAUGGAUGCAGGAUCUUUGGAUCUUAUUUUAAAAAAAGCUGGAAGAAUUCCUGAGCAUAUUUUAGGGAAAAUCACUUCAGCUGUACUAAAAGGACUUAGCUAUUUAAGAGAUAAGCAUGCCAUUAUGCAUAGGGAUGUGAAACCGAGUAAUAUAUUGGUUAAUAGCAGUGGAGAGAUAAAAAUUUGUGAUUUUGGUGUUUCUGGCCAACUUAUUGAUUCUAUGGCCAAUUCAUUUGUCGGGACCAGAAGUUAUAUGUCUCCCGAACGACUACAAGGAACUCAUUAUUCUGUCCAAAGUGAUAUUUACUCAUUAGGACUAUCAUUAGUGGAAAUGGCAAUCGGCAUGUAUCCAAUACCCCCUCCAGAUGCAAAAACGUUGGCUGCUAUAUUUGGUAAAACCAAAGAUGGCGAAUCACCCGAUGAUAAUUCGCGACAACCCAGGCCAAUGGCAAUAUUUGAACUUUUAGAUUAUAUAGUAAAUGAGCCACCUCCAAAACUUCCAUCAGGAAUUUUCUCUACAGAAUUUGAGGAUUUUGUUGAUCGAUGUUUGAGAAAGAACCCUGAUGAAAGAGCUGAUUUGAAAACGUUAUCGAAUCAUCCAUGGAUUAAGAAAUGGGAUUCAGAAGAUGUGGAUGUGGCAGAUUGGGUUUGCAAGACAAUGGACAUUAAGCCACCCAAUAAAUCUUAAAUACAAAAAAAGUGGUGAAAAUAUUUAAGAAAUAAUAUCAAUUUUAGGAUAGUGUAUAUGUAAAAGGCAUGUAUAUACACAUGCUCUGAUUUCAUACAUAUAUAGUCUAUGCUAUAUAUUCAAUAUUGAUUUAGUCUUAAAUUAUAAAUUGUAAUAACAUAGUUGUAACUUGUAAUUCCAUAUUUGCUAAUUAUUUGUAAUCAUAUUUAUUAUUAUAAAUCUCAGUGAUCUAAA
Molecule: messenger RNA, 1631 nt
Organism: Anthonomus grandis grandis
Lineage: Eukaryota; Metazoa; Arthropoda; Insecta; Coleoptera; Curculionidae
Gene: Dsor1
Product: dual specificity mitogen-activated protein kinase kinase dSOR1
Exons: 4
Coding region: 225-1397 (390 amino acids)
Biological process (GO): protein phosphorylation
Molecular function (GO): ATP binding; protein kinase activity
Source: RefSeq, a predicted model, not a curated record